Molecule: messenger RNA, 6621 nt
Organism: Monomorium pharaonis (pharaoh ant)
Lineage: Eukaryota; Metazoa; Arthropoda; Insecta; Hymenoptera; Formicidae
Gene: MED22
Product: mediator of RNA polymerase II transcription subunit 22
Exons: 2
Coding region: 51-2117 (688 amino acids)
Biological process (GO): regulation of transcription by RNA polymerase II
Cellular component (GO): mediator complex
Molecular function (GO): transcription coregulator activity
Source: RefSeq, a predicted model, not a curated record
UAUGAAAAAUUAUAUCCAUCUUUAUUUAUAAAUCUUAUGUAUUCCAGAUUAUGUUAUUCUAUCUUACGUUUGUAAUAUUCAUAUCGAGCGGAAGCGCUCUUAUGGGUUUCGACUGUGGUGGGCAACACCUAAAUGUAACCACAAUAUCGCUGCUUGACGUCGGGGAAUGCAAUCUCAACAUACGGAAGCCAAACACCACCCAAGUGUAUAUCCAACUCCUGCAACUCUCCGAGUACCGUCACGCUGAAAUCAUGCAAUGCAAGGUGGAAAUUUCACGAACCAUAUACAAAUGCGGAAUGUUUCAUCACAUUUCCAUUGUGAAUAAUGGACAAGCUGAUUAUGUCCAAGAAACCGGAUACGCCCAAUGUAAGAGACUGCUUCAAGACGGAACCAUCUCUAUGGGUGCAGAAAUCUAUUUACAUGGAAUACGAGUGAACCAAACUACAACCCGGAGCAUCACUCUUGCCGGAAGAAUCGACUCAGAUGGCAAGUGCCAUACCGUGCAGCAAUAUUCUGACCCUUACGGAACCUGGGAUGACGUAAUGGUCCAAGGUGUUGUCAAGAUCACUUUGAAGUCUUCUUACGUUCCCGUAAACCUGGACGCGGGGAAAAUAAUGCUGAAAUCGGGGACGGUGUGUCCACUGAAGGACGGAUUCUGCAUUGAUUCCGAAGACGGGUACACUUAUUGGAAACCCGUCCCAGUAACGACUUGCGAUUUCCAUCAGUAUGAUGUCCUAUAUGAAGGUACAGCCUCUAAAACUCAAGAGGACAUCGACGACUUGUCGUCACCUGUAAUAUAUAGCCUGGUUGCACAAGAUAUAACCUUCGCAUUAACUAAAACCAAGGAACUGCAACUGUGCGGAUACACCCUCUUUCGCACAGAACACCCUAAGCUGUUCAUACUUGAAACUAGGAGAGGAGACGCUCCUCUCCGCCGCGAACAAAUCGCCAUGGAAAACUUAGACAUCUUCACGUACAUGAACUCCAAAUUCGUGUAUGUCGAAAAACAUCUACGUCAGCAAAUGGUGACGCUGUAUCACAAUGUCAUGCAGCAAAAAUGCGAGUUAGAAAGGCAAGUCAUCACCAAUACCUUAUCUUUCGCUACUCUACAACCUGACGAGUUCGCCUACCGACUCAUGAAAGGCCCCGGAUAUAUGGCAGUCAUGUCAGGAGAAGCCAUUUUUGUUAUUAAAUGUAUACCAGUCGAUGUCAAGAUAAGGCAUACCAAAGAAUGCUACAACGAAUUGCCAGUAACUCUUCACAAUAAAACGUUCUUCCUGACUCCAAAGUCUCGAAUAAUCACCAAAUAUGGAGUCCAGAAGGAAUGCGACCACAAAUUACCUACGCUAUAUCGUGUCGACAACAUGUGGGUCCAGUUUACGCCUGAUCCACAGGAACGUCAGAUACCUCCUCAACAGUUACAGCCGAUGACCAAACUCACAUGGAAGUAUUUAACACCUGCUCCUCUUGCUGACAGCGGAAUCUAUUCCAAAAAAGACAUCGAGAGAAUCAGAGAACACAUUAUGUUUCCUGCAGAGAAACCAGCUCUUCUUAACACUAUCGCUAGAGGACUUGUCGGACAUACAUUCGACUCCAACAGCGUCUCAGUAUCCAAUUUAUUGGAUGAAGCGUCUCUCAACAAAAUCGUUGAGAGCGCAACUUCCAGAAUCUGGAAAGGAUUCCUAACAUUUGGAUCCGCCACCGCCGGAAUUUUCGGCAUAUUCCUGAUCAUCCGCAUCAUAAAGCUUAUUAUUGACACUGCUAUCCAUGGAUAUGCCCUCCAUACCGUCUACGGAUGCAGCAUGCACCUCCUUGGAGCUAUAUGGAGCUCUCUAACGCACCUGCUACUCCACCUGGCUCACGGACCGCCCAAAAAACUUGAAAACCAACAGCGUGACACGACUCAGGAGCAACUCCUUGAAGCAACCCAUCCCCAGGAACUUCCCACGUCAAUACAACCCACACCAGGCCCCAUGUACAACUGGAAAGGUUACAGCGAUAAUGUGCCAACUGCACCUAACUCUAAGUACAAUACGUAUACCUAUAAAAAUCUGUCAGAACGCCUAGAUAUGGUAGAACAAAUUCCUCCGAAUACAUCGGAAUUUGUUCAAAAAUAGGGGGGAGAUGUGACGUCCCGUCGUCCCAACCCCUCCCCUUUUUCUUUUUUUUCCUAUUUCUAUAUUUUUACUUAUAUUUAUCCUCUAUUAACCCCAUGGCUUUCCCUGAUACUUAUGUAUACCCGCAAAAUAAGAAUUAAGGUCCAUUUGAAUGUGACAAAGUACAGACUACUAGAGUAGUAUUGAACUGACUCAGCAUGACAAUCUGAGCAGACCUAAGACCCCAGAUGCUUAUUCUUGAAUCAUACUCGGGGAGCCAUCUAGCGUACUAGAAGUAAACUAACACGCGAUUCAGUCCUAUAUAUUAUUGAUACCUUUUCAAUUUCACUACUCACGCUUAUUUUAAAAUUCUGAAUGACUGCUUUUCGCAAUUAUGAUGGUUAUAUCAAGCUUAAUAUUGUUUAUGGGAAAAUUAAAAUUAUUCACGAGAUAUAAUCAUUUAAGGGUCUUACUCGAGACUACAUAAGCAAAAUAUUAAUUAACGAAUGAAAAUCGUUAUUAAAUAAAUUAAUCUUACUAAUCUUACCAAACUAAAAUAACUACUCUGAGGUUUAUUAUACCAACUCUUCGUGAACCUAACUAUUAAUUAUCUAAUUGGUUAUUGCUAAUAAACAAUUAGAUCUUAUAAAACUAAAGAUACAACUAGUAGACAAAUUACUGCGCCGACCCUGUGCAAAUAAGAAUUAUGUUUUAUUAAAUAAGAAUUGCAUUUUAUUAAUUAACUCAUUAUUCUAUUAAGUUUUAAAAGAUAUUGCACCAGCCUUAAACAAUAAAAGUCAUUGUUAUAAUCAAUCUAACUAUGAAACAUUGAAAUCUUAUAAAACUUUAUCCUUUUCUGACGUAAAAGGUCUCACUCAAAAUAAAUCUUGAUUAGCUCUAUGGUCUAUGAAUGCAAUUAUCACAGAUAUAAUUAAUUAAAUAACAAUCACUUUUACUAUACUAUCCUGCGAAUCUUAUAUUAAUACUGAAACUCUACUAUAAGUUAAGAACAAAUUUUAAGGCUUCUGCAAAAUAUUCGACAAGGCAUAUAAAAUUGUUAAGGCGCAUACAAUUGUGAAUAUUAAUUAAGGAUAAUUUUAAUCGGCCGAAACGUAAUUAAUAAUAUGUAUCGGCACAUAUUGCUUAUAAAUCGGCAUUACUCUUGAAGCCUGAGAAAUAGUAACUAUUUGAGAAAUCAUCCGCGCCAAUUUGAAACAUGGUCAAUCCCAAAAUCAUAUUGAAGCAGAUUCCAUUAAUAAGACUCGAGAGAAUUAAAUAAUAUUUUCUAUUAAAAGGCUUCCAAGAACAAGAUGCUGCACCGCGACAGGUGAUGCAAUCGAUGAUACAUACUUUAACAUUGAAAAAUCUGACAUCGAGACUGUUUAGACUAUCUGAUAACUUUGAUAUCGAUAUGCCGCCGAUUUCACCCUACUCAUCUAUGCAUCGGAACUAGGGCAACCGAUGCAGGCGCGGGGGCGGGUAAUUAAUAUGCAUUAUAAUAUAAAAGACAGUACCUUAUCCCGGCGCGACACUCUCCAGUAUCGUUACAGUAACAUCUCCGUAACAGUUUCAAGUAAUCGCGAUAUUUCGGAAAAGAAUUUCGGUGAUAGUUCGGAAUUCCACAAGGAGCAAGGUUCCGGCGAUCUGUCGGAAUCCGAAAAAGGGAAAACAAGAUCUUAGAUUGUGGCCCUUGCGGACCCAGAGUCAUCCGUAAGUACCAGCAGUCUCAUUUAAAUUAAAAGUUAUUAUUGUUAGUGUGACUUUAUAUUGUCUUGCGAAUUUAUUGCGUGAACCUCAUAUGUGAUUAUAUAUAUAUAUAUAUGUGUAGAACUUAUAUCUCAGUGAUUGAUCAAGUUAUCUGUGCGAAUCAGAAAUAAUCUUAAAUUUUGUGAAGUUCAGAACCUUUCAACUAAAAGAUAGUAAUUAAUCAUGCCCAGCUUGAAUUUAACAACAAAACUAUUAAGGUAUGAUUAAUUACACACCGUCUAGAAUAUUCAAAUUUUGAGAGUUAGCAAAAUUGACGACUAUUAAGUGAUACAGUAUUAUUCUGAUAUGAACAAGAGAAAUAAUCAAUUCUAUACGAUCUUGAUCGAUCAUACCCAUUGUGAAUUAUUAUUUCGUCGCACGCACUUGCGAACUGUCUUAUCGUACGUUCUUGUGAAUUUCUUGUUUUGCCCAUUAUUUGUGAAUCUCUAUUUCUUUUGUAGACGCUGAACAUUAUUAUUAUUCUGUUAUGCAUUGAAUAUUUUAGUGGUCUGUAAAUCGUGAAUUAUUGCUGGUUGUCUUAUUAUACUAACCUUAUCGAGAAGACGAACAAUGAUGAUGAAUUAAUUAUUACUCGUGCGCGAUACCUCGUAAAAUUAUUAAUUAUCUUGACGAUACUAAAUUUCUUUGCGAAUUAUUAAUUUAGAGAACCAAUCAUUCCGGUAAUAUUAAAUAUUGUUGUAAUUUAUGAUGUUGAAUAAUUUCUGUUCCAGAAAUUAUUGUAAAUAAUUAUGCUAAACGUUUUUAUGAAAUUAUUACUCAUCUCGUUAAUAUAUUAUAUUGAAUAUUUUCGGAAUCUAAUUGUUCAAAUAAUAUUGAAUAUUUUCCCUAAAUUAGUACAUUAAAUAUUUCACUGAGUCAUUACUCGUCUUAUUAAUAUAGAAUAUUAAAUAUUUUCGUGCUUUGGUAGCUCGACCCUAUCUUGAACUUAUCGUUUAAUUACUCUUGCGAAUCUAUUAUUCCUGUAGCAUCGAAUUUAUCCAAAUUAUUAUACCCAAAAUAUUGUUAAAAUUAUUGUUACUUAAACAAUAUUUCCCUGCGAAUUACUAGUAUGAUAAUUAUCUAAAAUUUAUUGUAACUUUAUAGUACAAUUAUUAUAAAUUGUUUAACCUUAUUGAAUACCAUUACAAAUAAUUAUUUUGAAUAAUUCUUGUGAACCUCUUAAUCUUCAUCAAAUUAAACGUUACUCUGAUUCUAUUUCGUUGAAUUAUUACUACCGAAUGUCCCCGUAUAUCACCAUUUAGAAUAUCAUUCCGAAUUCAACACAUUAAUGGCAACAUCUUUAACCAUUAAUUAUUCAACAUCUUUUCCGCAUCCCUGCCAUUAUUCAACCUGAGUCCCUCUUAGUCCCCAAUAAAUUCGUAUUGCUUGAAUUUUCCUGCAACCUUGUUUGAACGCUCUUUAUCGUCCGACGUAGAUAAACAUACCCAAUAGCCAUACUAUUUGUCUUAAAGAUUUCGCAACUGUGGUAGUAACGGAAAACAGGCCAACGUCCGAACGCGAGACAAAAAGCCUUGUGUCCGUGGUCUAUGCAGGUCCUCAGGUUUGCAUGUGCUGAGAGACCCCGGUAGAAACGCAUCCGCCUAUAACCGAAUAGUUGCUUGCGGCGAGCGUAGAUCGGCAUAGACAAAGUUGUGAAUCCUUUCUUCUGCUAAUAGUAUGGGCUUACGCGAAUAAUAACAACUAUUAAGAGCAAGACAUAAAAGUCCUUCCGUCUCCUUCCCCUACAAAACACUAAAUCAUUCAAUUUUAUCUCUCCUUAGGACAGCAAGCUCAUCUAUCAUCCUAACUUUAGUCAAGACAGGGUAAGGUUUCGACUAUCCUUAUUCAAAUCCAAGUCCAUUCACGAAGUUCCUCAUUUCUUCAUUUAUGUAGAUGACGCCACCAGCAGACUACACGCGGAGGAGGCGCUUUUUCCGCCGCUACGAGCAAUACGUGGGGGCGCGCUCGCGCAUUCUACGCCUAAUCCGUUCCAUAGAUUUAGAUGUUCCCCACUUAUUCAAUCUAACUCACCAAGCCGCUCAAAUUCAAAUAGCAUUAAACUCAAGUACGAGAGCCUGCUUCGGGUUAACCCCCGUGGAGGUGAAUGAGCGCCAGGCCACCAACCCCCAGCCCACCCCCCAAACCUCAGACGCCAGCACCUCAACAGACGACCUUCCCUUCAUCGAUUACUCCCCCCUUGAAGCCCUUUCACCCCUAACGCCGAAUGACUUCGACGACCUAAUAGGCUCCCUUGUAAACCCCGACCCUAUCACGGAAUAGCAUCGCACAUGUACCCCCCCCCCCGCUUUUCUUCAUUCCCCUUUUAUUAUAAUUUGUUCCCCCUUUGGUAGUAAACAAUAAAGAAAGUAGCAGUAUAAAACAAGAGUAAUUGCCUAAAAGUCAUUCUAUUCGCCUACGCACUAAUCCUCCUAUACCGAUCCUAGCUCUCGACAUCCCGAGGUAUUGCCGGCCCAGCAGGUAGCCUCAAAAGCAUAGAGAGCGCCACUAUUUUCAGCGACUUAGGUACGCCGGAAGUAGGAAGGUCCGUCCUCCGGGACGUGACAAUAUGCUGUGCUGUGCUGUGCUGUUGUGUGUUCUUGCGUCUUCCGAUUUCGGUGACAGUGUUGCACGUGUUAUUUCAUUUUCGUGCGACACGAUGGCCACGCAACGUACGCUUCCUCAAAGUAAAGAAGCGUUAUUGAAAUCGUACACAACGAGAUUAAAAGACGAUGUGAAAUCCAUGCUGGAAAACUUUGAAGAGAUAAUUAAACUUGCAAAA